Messenger RNA from Capronia coronata CBS 617.96, 1917 nucleotides. RefSeq lists its product as uncharacterized. Bases 1 to 1917 code for a protein of 638 amino acids. The transcript is spliced from 3 exons. Lineage: Eukaryota; Fungi; Ascomycota; Eurotiomycetes; Chaetothyriales; Herpotrichiellaceae. The record is from RefSeq and is a predicted model, not a curated record. Gene Ontology annotation, cellular component: mitochondrial outer membrane.
AUGUCUUUCAUUGAUGAUGAUAUCCGUAGGGUUGAUGUCGCCUUGGACAAGUUCCAACUUAGGGACGCCGAGGAACGAGCUGCCACCUUCAAUGCUGCUGAACAGAUCGCGAAAGCCGACGAUGAUCCUCGAACCUCUCAGCUCAAGUUCGUCAUCCGAUCCCUAUCCACCACCUCGCGUUCCAAGCCAUUGUUACGUCGGUCGAAAGUCCGUAAUCUGCUGUCUCAGGUGGUGAAAAGGGAUGAAGGACAGGCAACGACCGAGACAGCAUCACCCGAAGUCUCCAACCUGGAAUGGGUGGCUACUGGCAAGGCAACUGUCCAGGUCUACGGACAGAUACUCGACUCUCUACUGGAUAGGACCAUUCCGUUGAGCGAAUCGAUAUGGUAUUGGGAUGACUUGCUGGGGUCGUAUUUCAAUAUCGCCCUGUACACGGUCCAGACAUCCCCUUUGAGAUUCUGGAAGCAGGCAAAGGAAGUCUACGCUGAUGCUCGUCAAAGAUUCAAUGAAGGUCAUGGGCUCAGAGCUUCCGCGCAGCAAGCCAGUUCUACAGUUUCGGAGAGCUGGAGAGAGUUUUAUGGUCUUGUCCGAAAAAGCAUACAAGAGCGGUCGCUGGCCCAGGCACAAACCAGAAUACUAUCCCCCUUCUCAAUAGCCCGAAUGGAAGCGCGUCGCAACCGGGAACAGAUUCGUGACCUCAGGAAGUCUAGCUCUAUUACAAUAGGCCGACUAGUCCGUGAAUGCUUGGUGUUUGAAGGACCUCCAGAAGAUCGCAAAAUCGGGGCCCUGCCGCAGAUGAUAGGAUCACAAGAGGAAGAUUGGCAGACCACUAUUGCGAGGACUGUCUGCCUCCUCGAAAGCUUAACAAGGACCCAGCAUGACGAGGACGACUAUCUGCCAGAUCCUGCCACAGCUUCUUCGGCUGAGAUGGCGGGGUUAUUGAUUAAGAUUCUAGAUGAGAACCUCCCCAAGCACGAACAGGAUGCGAACGGCCUAAGCUCAAAGUAUGGCAAACCGCCCCGGCUGGUACGAUACUGGAUUCCUGCAGUUGCACUCCUUUUGUCGGGCAGCACACUUCUGAGGAUCGUUGCCAACCGAAGAGCGGAGAUCAUUCAGUGGUUCAGAGAUUUUGGUCAAACAACCAUUGACUUCUGGACGAAUUGGGUAGUUGAGCCUACCAAGAAGUUGAUUGGGACCAUCCGACACGAUGAGCAGAGCGAGAUUGCUAUUCAAAGCCGGGAGAGUCUCAGCGCAGAUCGGGAGAGUCUCGAACGCAUGGUCGUUGAUUUCGCUGUGCAGCAUCCAGAGAAUGGGACCAAACUGAACGACACCCAGGUUGCGGAACUCAGAGCCAAAGUCAGGGAGGGCGAUCUGACUCCAGUCCUGAAAGCGUACGAGAGAGAGAUGCAAAGUCCCAUAAAGAAUGCCAUCAUGGGGGAUCUCGUUCGCACCCUCCUGAUCCAAGUACAAAAAACAAAGGUCGAUGUCGAAGUGGCCAUUGGUGGGAUAGACUCUCUUCUCAAAAGUCAAGAAUUGCUCUUCGGCUUCGUGGGCAUCGCGCCCGGGGUGUUGAUCUCGUAUGCUUUGAUUCGGUGGCUGAGGGUUACAUUCGGGGGUCGCAAAGGCCUCCAGCAAGGCCAGAAAAAAGGGGAAGCCAUUCGACUGAUCAGAAACAUUGAUCGGACCUUGACCAACUCGGAGCUAGACGAGGACGGAAUCAUUUCAGAAGAGAACCACGGUCUCUUACUCUGCGAAGCACAUCUGCUCCGCCAGAGAGCAACUGCUGUCUUACCGAAAAACAUCCAGAGAGAAUUCCUCGAGGAUCUUGACGACCUAUUGGACAUCAAGGCUGGAGUCCAUCGACAAAUCAAUGUCUUGAGACGACUCGAAUGGGCUUAUGCAAAGUGGCUGAGAUGA